Engraulis encrasicolus (European anchovy) is the source of this 1845-nucleotide messenger RNA. RefSeq names its product lipase, hepatic a (gene lipca). Gene Ontology annotation, molecular function: apolipoprotein binding; lipoprotein lipase activity. The record is from RefSeq and is a predicted model, not a curated record. Lineage: Eukaryota; Metazoa; Chordata; Actinopteri; Clupeiformes; Engraulidae. The coding region runs from base 203 to 1741 and encodes 512 amino acids. The transcript is spliced from 9 exons. Gene Ontology annotation, biological process: triglyceride catabolic process; fatty acid biosynthetic process.
UAGGCACACACACACUUCUUAAUAACUUUUUCAAUAUCUCAAUCCACUCAACACUAAACACAUUCCCCCACGCACACACACGCACACACGGAGACACACACACCUGGAUUACUUCCUCACCUGGACGCGUGCAUCUGGAACCAGCUGGACUUCUCCGUGUGUGUGUGUUGGUGUGUGUGUGUGUUGGUGUGUGUGAGGAGCCAUGGCCCAGGUGUGUGUGUGUCGUCAGCUAUGGGGCCUGAUGCUGGCGCUGGUGCUGCUGAUGGUGUUGGAGCAGGCGGAGGCCCGGAAAGGAGGACGCGGACACCGAGCAGACCUGGAGCCUGGUGAGAAGAUGAAGAUGCCGCCGUACAUUCCGAAGUCGACGUUCCGCUUUUACACGGAGGGCGAGUACAUGGAGGACACCUGCACUGUGGAACUCUUCCAGACACACACGCUACACACCUGCGGAUUCAACACCACACAACCCCUCGUCAUCAUCACACACGGCUGGUCGGUGGAUGGCAUGAUGGAGAGCUGGGUGACCCUAUUGGCUACGGCCCUGAAGGCCUCCUUGAAGGACGUCAACAUCCUCAUCGUUGAUUGGAUCCCGCUGGCCCACCAGCAUUAUCCAAUAGCAGCCACCAAUACUAGAGUAGUGGGACACGACAUCGCACACCUGCUUCGCUGGCUACAGGACUUCCUGGAGUACCCGGCUAGUAAAGUGCAUCUGAUUGGCUACAGUCUCGGAGCUCACAUCUCAGGAUUCGCCGGAAAGUACCUUGGAGACGCCGCACAGAUCGGACGCAUCACAGGUCUGGACCCCGCCGGUCCCCUGUUCGAGGGCAUGUCCGCUACUGACCGCCUGUCCCCGGAUGACGCGCGCUUCGUGGACGCCAUACACACAUUCACCCAGGAGCGCAUGGGUCUCAGCGUGGGCAUCAAGCAGCCCGUGGCCCACUUCGACUUCUACCCCAACGGGGGCGAGUUCCAACCCGGAUGCCAGCUGGCCGUGCAGAACCUCUACUCACACCUCUCCCAGUUCGGACUCAUGGGGUUCGAGCACACGGUAAAGUGUGCACACGAGCGUUCCGUUCACCUCUUCAUCGACUCGCUGCUCAACAAGGACAAGCUGAGCACGGCGUACCGUUGCCGUGACGACAGCGCAUUCGAGAAGGGGGUGUGUUUGGACUGUCGUAAGAACCGCUGCAACACGUUGGGAUACGACAUCAAGAAAGUGCGGACCGCCGUCAGCAAGAAGCUCUUCCUCAAGACCAGGUCGCUAUCGCCGUACAGAGUGUUCCACUACCAGUUCCGUAUCCAGUUCACGCAGCAGAUAGAGACCAGUGACCCCUCCCUCACCAUCUCCCUCACCGGCACCAAGGGGGACAGCACACAGCUACCCAUACAGUUCAUUGAGGAGAUUUCGGAGAAUAAGACCUACUCGUUCCUGAUCACCCUGGACAGUGACAUUGGUGAGGUGAUGAUGCUGCGGUUCAGCUGGGCAGGCAGCCCCAUGUGGAGCAGCGUGUGGAACAGAGCUUACUCUCUAGUGCCCUGGGGGACGGAGGCCAAGGGACCCAGGCUUACAGUGGGCAAGAUCAGGCUCAAGGCAGGAGAGACACAGGAGAAGAUAUGGUUCUGCGCCCAGACGGAGGAUGGCGUGCACAUCCAGCCUGCGGAGGAGAAGGUGUUCGUACGCUGCGAAGUGGAGAGGCAUCGAGAGAGGCAGCGGCGGACCAAGAAGCACCACAGCCGAUAGUCACACGCUAGACCACAAUGCACCACAGCCGAUAGUCACACGCUAGACCACAAUGCAUCACAGCCGAUAGUCACACGCUAGUCUAGACCACAAUGCACCACAGC